AUGCCAGCCGCCACAGGUACAAAGCGCGUCAGGGGCGUUUCAAUAUUCAGACCUUUCGUCUACGGCAGCGAAGCCCAGCCCUUCGACCCCGCAAAGCGACCACCUAACGCGCCCGAGGACCACACGCAUCAAUGGCGCGUCUUUGUCAAGGGCGUGAACGACGAAGAUAUAUCUUACUGGCUAAAGAAAGUGCAGUUUAAGCUGCACGAGACAUACGCGCAGUCCGUGCGGACGAUCGAGCAGCCUCCCUUCGAAGUCACCGAGACAGGAUGGGGUGAAUUCGAAAUCCAGAUCAAGCUCUACUUCGUGCCAGAAUCGAACGAAAAGCCCCAGACGCUAUGGCAUAGUCUCAAGCUCCACCCGUACGGACCGGAUGCUGAGGGCAUGAAGGAGAGGAGGGAAGUCGUCGUCAGUCAGAACUACGAAGAAGUCGUCUUCAACGAACCUGUCGAGCAGUUCUACGAUAUUUUGACAGGUGGCUCUACCGGGGCGCAACCACAGAAGGGGAAAAGUGGGAAGAAUUCCAAGCAACAGCAACAGCAGCAGGGUGGAAGAACGGCAGAGAUUCCGUACAACGAGAGUCCGAAGAAUCCAUAUAGCAGGACAACCGAGAGUAAAGAACUCGAUAGACUGACAGAGGCUACCAAGACGGUUGAGCAGAUGCUUAAAGAGGAGAAGGCGAAGCUGGCUGAGCGUGAGAAGAAGCUGCAGGAACUGAAAGAAAGCGAAGGAAUACCCCUCGCGACGAAGAAGAAAUGA
This is a messenger RNA of Paecilomyces variotii, 759 nucleotides long. Its product is annotated as transcription initiation factor IIF, auxiliary subunit. The transcript has 3 exons. The record is from RefSeq and is a predicted model, not a curated record. Bases 1 to 759 code for a protein of 252 amino acids. NCBI's taxonomy places the organism in Eukaryota, Fungi, Ascomycota, Eurotiomycetes, Eurotiales, Thermoascaceae. Gene Ontology annotation, biological process: regulation of DNA-templated transcription.